CUACAUUUGAAAUCCUAAAAGCAGGACUAAAUUGGAACGAUCUAAACCUGGAAAACAUGAAAGAGAAGGAUUUUAAAUCCAACCACUCAAAACGUUAAUUUAAAACAAUUAUUUAAACCCAACAUCUAAGAAAAACCAACAAAAAUGAGCAAAGAUAAAAAAAAAAAAAUGGCUAAUUCCAAACAUGAUUUUGAAUGACGAAAUCGAAUCUUCAAAAUGAAUGAUGAAAUCCAAUUGAAAUCGUAGUGAAAAAGGCAAGUAAAUUGAGAAGGGUUUCAAUCGUGUGGAAGAGAAUGGGGGAGAAGAGUGAAGAACAAGGAAAAUGAGUUUUUUCGAAAUUUCAGAAGACAAUAAUAUUGUAAUUAUGCUUUUCUAAGAAGUCGGGUUCAAAAUAAAAGUUCUUCAAAACUCAAAAGGGGCAAAUUACCAAACAAAUGUACAAAAGGGUUACCCCUUCUUUGGUUUGGGUUGCAUCCGAGGGAGAAGAAGCCGUGGGUCUGAGUUCCGGUCAGUGGUCGUCAGUACAGUUGGUGUUCGCCGGCGGUAAAGUCGGUAGUUUGGCAUAGAUUGCUCGAGCGACUGUGUUAAGAGGCGGAAAAAUCGUGGUUUCGUUCAUCUUUAAUGAAAGGGUCUUGGCGUUCUCAUGGUCUUAACAGUGCUUUAGCUGGGAAAGGUGUGCUAGUGUUGGACCAGGUUUUUCAAAAUUUGAAGUCCAGUGAAUUAUUCCAGAAGGGUGCAACUGUCGCAGAACUCCUAUCAGGGUUUCCCAUUCAUGUUAGAGGCCACACACUUCGAGGGUCAUCAGAUAUCUCCAAGCCACAAUUCACUAAACUUUUAAAGCAGGUCACAAGUCACAUUUCUUCCAUCUCAAAUAUUUAUGUUCACGACGGAGCAAUUGGUCCAAGAUCAACUUGUAAUGUGAAUAUUCGAAUGAUAAGUGAUGGUCCUUCUUCUGUGUUAGCAUUUUCAAAUAUUAUCUGGGAGACUUCAUCCCGAGCAAUAUCUAAGGAUUCUUGCCCUUUGACAGUUUAUGCUGCUGAAUCUAUAAGCCCAGGGGUGAGUAAUUCAAUUGGUCUUGGAACUGAAGGAGAUAAUGGGUUCAUUGCUGCUGACAUUGAACGUUCAAUGCUCAUAGUAUGUGGAACUGCUUUCUCAGAUAUAAAUGGAACUAAAGAAACACUCGUUGCUUUAUCUGAACCUGUGAUAUUUGCUCGUGGAGGACUUCCUCUUCCUGGAAGGCUCCUAGUUUUUGGUGAUUCGGUGGUUUUGUUAUUCGCACCUGAAGAUAUCAUUCAAAGUUGUGCUGUUUUUCUGAUAUCUAGAGAUGCUGGUGUUAUUCUUUCCUCUGAAGGUGUCAUGCCAUUUUUCCGAUUUGGGGAUACGAAUACCAAUGGCCCAAAUCUCUAUAAAUUGCCUUCUGCUAUUGUUCUUAUAACUUCUGAUGACUCUAGAACCAUUCCUUCUGCUUCAAAGCUCUCUCCUGGUCAGGCUGCGUAUCACUUUUUGGCUGGGCAUCAGAAUGGUAAAUUUGUGCCUGCAUUCCACAAAGGACCUUCAUCUAUUGACCCGUUGGAACUGGCCAAGGCUUUAAUGUUUGUGUUAAAAGAGCAGCAAAUCCCAUCCUUCCUAGUCAAUGCCAAGGGAAUAGAAAGUGCAGGAAAGGAGCUUGUCACUUUAGUGGAGUCAACCCUGUCCAUGAACAUUCCACCCUUUCGAGCUAAAGGAGGUGAAAUUAAGAGAAGGUACAAAAGCUUUCUAAGCGGAAAGUAUCAACAAUUGCCUGAAGGUUUUUCAUUCUGAAGGUUACCAUUGUAGUCUUUUCUUUUAGUUUAUUACUUGGCGAUAUUUUAUUUUCAAGGACAGUGGCAGGCUUGUGUAUGCAUGGAGAUCGACAAAAUUUUCCGCUGGGAACUAACUAUCGUAGCGUGACCUUUCUUUUCUUUAUUUUCAGUCUAUGGACCCCUGUUUUGUUUUAUUUUAUUUGGUUGUUUGGCGCGGAGAAAAAGUUCCAAACUCUAUAUAUUUGGAAAUAUUUAUUUCGAAAUAGCUAAAAUGAGAUUAUAGAUUGUGAUUGGUUGUA
Molecule: messenger RNA, 2080 nt
Organism: Cucumis melo (muskmelon)
Lineage: Eukaryota; Viridiplantae; Streptophyta; Magnoliopsida; Cucurbitales; Cucurbitaceae
Exons: 10
Coding region: 622-1800 (392 amino acids)
Biological process (GO): gluconeogenesis
Cellular component (GO): cytosol
Molecular function (GO): ATP binding; phosphoenolpyruvate carboxykinase (ATP) activity
Source: RefSeq, a predicted model, not a curated record